Molecule: messenger RNA, 1592 nt
Organism: Castor canadensis (American beaver)
Lineage: Eukaryota; Metazoa; Chordata; Mammalia; Rodentia; Castoridae
Source: RefSeq, a predicted model, not a curated record
ACCCAGGGUCUGUGAAUACUAGGAAUUGACGGACUUGCAGAGAGAUCCUCCUGCCCAGUGUUCUGCGGGACCUGUCGGUGAUGAUUUGUUCCACUGGCAGGCCACCAUCAUGGGCCCGAGUGACAGUCCUUACCAAGGAGGCGUUUUCUUCCUGACCAUCCACUUUCCUACAGAUUACCCUUUCAAACCCCCAAAGGUUGCUUUCACGACCAAAAUAUAUCACCCCAAUAUCAACAGCAAUGGCAGCAUCUGCCUAGAUAUCCUGCGGUCGCAGUGGUCUCCAGCACUGACUGUAUCCAAAGUUCUCUUGUCCAUCUGCUCUCUACUCUGUGACCCCAACCCUGAUGAUCCUCUGGUACCAGAAAUAGCCCACACCUACAAGGCUGACAGAGAGAAGUACAACAGACUGGCAAGAGAGUGGACACAGAAAUAUGCUAUGUAAGUGCCUCAAAGGUUUCAUGGGAGACAUUGUCCAAGAGAGGCUCGCCAGGCAGCUGUCUUCCUGUGAAGCUCUGAGCCACUCACAGAGCACCAUCUGUUCUGCACACAUGUUGGCCAUCCACUUUCUCUGGCUAUAGCAUAUUGGUGCCUCUCUCAGCCACUGUGGCUUUGACAGUAUCAUGUCUCUGAUGCCAAAUCAACAGCCAUGUUUAUUAGGAUCGUCAGCCUUCCUGGUUACAUUGGAAUCGGUCUGUCUGUCCAACCUCCUCUGUUUGUCUCUGGGGAACCAGGCCCUGCCUCCCCUGCCUGGCUUCAAGUGGCAUCAAUCGGGGGUGCAGCCCAGCCCCUCACUGUGUACGCUUUGCCUUUGGAACUCAGUGCUGUCCUGGGCUUCCUGCAAACCUGUCUGCCAUAGAACCAUGUCCCAAGGAGUCUGAGUACAUCCUGAAGGCUCCCAGAAUCUGGGACAGCGUCACCGGAAGGUGGAGGCCUGGUUCUAUACUUUUGCUGUCUUCCACCAUCUUCCUCCACAGUGCUACAGGCUGCAUUUCUCUCCUCACACCAAAAAGCAGGAAGUGGAAAAUGUGAAGAUAUAAAGCACAUAACAUCCCAGGAGAGAUACCUGUCUUUUUCAGAAGUAAGAGCAAAAUUAGGAAACCUGGAGAGAUUUGGGCUAUGCUUUUCUAUGUGAUGAGGUUUCUCCCCACCUCUGCCUCCCCCUACUGGAGCCUACAUAAAGUCCAAGUAUAAGCCAUUCACAGACUAGAACACAAGGAAGGCAACAGACUCUCCAAUGUAAAUAAAAACGAGAUUCCUUCGAAACUAAAUGAUAAUAGAGGUUUAUGCUGCUUUCUUUCUUCCAGGCAGAAUAGAGGAUAUGAAACUUAACAGGUUCUUCAGACUCCUGAUUACAGUAGCCUGCUGGGUGCGGGCCUCCUCACUUGGCUUUCAGAUGGAGCACAGUUCAAGUUUGCCCUUAGAACUGAGAGCUUUGAGCUUUGAGAUUAGGCUAUCUGGGCAGAAACGAAGUUUGUAGUAAAGCGCCUCCAAAGAGGAAGGAGCUAACACCAAAUUUAACUUAGUCUUUCUCUCUCUCUCUCUCUUUCUCUUUCUCUCUCUUUCUUCCUUCCUUUUCUUUUUUCUUCCUUUCU